This is a messenger RNA of Papilio machaon (common yellow swallowtail), 1231 nucleotides long. RefSeq lists its product as uncharacterized. Lineage: Eukaryota; Metazoa; Arthropoda; Insecta; Lepidoptera; Papilionidae. The record is from RefSeq and is a predicted model, not a curated record. Bases 53 to 1231 code for a protein of 392 amino acids. The transcript has 6 exons.
AAUAAAUCUAUUUGCAUUGCAAAAGUACAAAAAGAUUUAAUGUACAACAAUUAUGAAUACUUUAAGAAAAAUAGAGCAAUUCAUUGAAUUGUGUCUUGUACCAAAACUUAACAAGAACUAUGAUGAAUGCAAAAAUCAUUCUGAAUUUGGAAUUCGUAACAAAAACUUGGAUAAAAACUUUUACCUGCUCCUAAAACAACUCGAGGCAAUUAAUUUCAAGAACUGUAAUAAUCCCGAAUCGGUUAUAUCACAACUAUUGAUCUUGUAUACUGAACUAUCAAGUAAAAACACAUGGGACGAAGCAAAUUGUUUGAAGUGCUCUGAAAAACUGAAUUGCUAUUUUCAUACAUUCUACGAAAUAAAUCUUACAGACGUAUUAUUUCAAAACUCUGUAUUCAACCAUCAGGAAAUUUUUGACAAGUGUUUUGAAAACUUACAUAUAAAAUUGUCUCCAGCUGAAUUUAAAAAGUAUCCAGCUCAAAUUGACGUAUAUCUUAGACUAAUCAAAGAUAUAAAAAGAUAUAAUGUGACCAUAGUACCCUCAAAAAUACUACCCACAUCUCUUAAUCUAAUAGAUGACUAUAUAAUAGAGAAUAAGCUAAAUGGAUUAAAAUCUUGCCUUGCAAUAUUGCAGUGUUUGAAUAAAGAUGCAUUUGAGAAGGGGAAUUAUUAUGAAGUAGUAUAUUUAAGUCUUAAGAAACUUAUAACAGAAAAAGACAUUGAAGCAACAAAAUUAGUUUUUGAAUGUUUGUUAACAUUAUACCAUAUUCUACCAGCUAAUAGUCAGAAACAAAAACUAGAUGAAAUAUAUAAUGCAGUAUUGGAUCAACUUAUUAUUGAAUCAAAUCUGUAUAGAAAAGCUGAAUGUCUAAAGUUUACAAAGACUAUAAUAUCAAUUCAUAAAAUACACUGUUGCAAUAGAAUAAUAUUUUUUUCCAUAAUUUCCGAUAACUUAGAUUUGUGCUGUAAUGAAGCUGUGAGUGAAGUACUGCUGGAAAUUGUACUACAGACAUUAAAAGAAUGGGUAAAAUAUUGCUGGUGUGUGUGGAAAUUUUCUACGGGGCAUAAAAUUAUUUCAAAUCUUUUUAAAGUUUUAUAUUGUUGUAAAGAUGAACGCUUGGUAACAGAAGUGCACAAUUUACUUGUAACAUUAAUAAAAUUGUGUGAUGAUACAGAGAAAAAAAUUAUUAUAAAUAAUUUGGAAGUUGUUGAUCAUACUAUUAAAAAAUAA